This is a messenger RNA of Lachancea dasiensis, 900 nucleotides long. The record is from the annotation of a GenBank genome assembly. Lineage: Eukaryota; Fungi; Ascomycota; Saccharomycetes; Saccharomycetales; Saccharomycetaceae.
AUGGGUGGAAUAGACUCAGAGCUAAUAAAAGACGGGUGGUUCCGCGAAUUAAGCGAAAAGAGCUUUCCUGGCCAAGGACUCGCGUUGAAGGUCAAGAAAGUCCUGCAUCACUCGAAGAGUGAAUUCCAAGAUAUCUUGGUGUUUGAAAGCGCAACUUAUGGAAAUGUUCUUGUGCUUGAUGGAAUUGUGCAGGCCACUGAACGAGAUGAGUUUGCAUACCAGGAAAUGAUCACACAUAUCGCAAUGUUCGCUCACAACCAUCCCCGCCGCGUGUUGGUCAUUGGUGGUGGUGAUGGGGGUGUCUUGCGAGAGGUAAUUAAGCACAAUUGUGUUGAAACCGCAACAUUGGUCGAAAUUGACAAAACGGUGAUCAAUUUGGCUCUGAAAUAUCUUCCGGGGAUGGCAUGCGCCUUCGGUGACUCAAAAGUUCAGGUCAAGUUGCAAGAUGGGUUCGAAUUCCUCCGCGCUGCUGCUAUUUCUCCAGACCAAAAGUAUGAUAUCAUUAUCACAGAUUCCUCGGAUCCUGAAGGUCCUGCGGAAGCUUUUUUCCAAAAGGAAUAUUUCGAGCUCUUGCACAACGCAUUAUCAGAAGAUGGCAUAGUCAUCGCUCAAGCAUCGGAGAAUGUAUGGUUGAACUUGGACUAUAUUCGCAACCUGAUCGACAGUGCUGCCUCGGUAUUUCCUGUUGCCAAGUACUGCUACACUACAGUUCCAACCUACACGUCCGGUCAGCUAGGGUUGGUCGUAUGCGCGAAAAACCCACGUGCGAAUGUGCACCGUGCAAUUAGAAAGCCAACAGCAGAGGAACAGUCACAGUUGCGAUAUUACAAUGAGCAGAUUCACUCUGCAGCCUUUGUACUUCCCACCUGGGCCCACCAUAAAAUUUAUAAAGAAGAGUAA